Camelus dromedarius (Arabian camel) is the source of this 4589-nucleotide messenger RNA. RefSeq names its product synaptopodin 2 like (gene SYNPO2L). Gene Ontology annotation, cellular component: nucleus; Z disc; actin cytoskeleton. Lineage: Eukaryota; Metazoa; Chordata; Mammalia; Artiodactyla; Camelidae. The record is from RefSeq and is a predicted model, not a curated record. The coding region runs from base 112 to 3057 and encodes 981 amino acids. Gene Ontology annotation, biological process: positive regulation of actin filament bundle assembly. The transcript is spliced from 4 exons. Gene Ontology annotation, molecular function: actin binding.
UCUGGGGCAGCAGAAGCAGGACAGCCAGACAGGCCGGACGGGGUACCAGCGCCUCGACUUCUCUCCCUGGGACACUAUCCAAACUCCGAGGGCCAUAGGCCAAGCUGAGUGAUGGGUGCUGAGGAGGAGGUGCUGGUCACACUGUCAGGGGGAGCCCCCUGGGGCUUUCGACUUCAGGGGGGGGCCGAGCAGAGGAAGCCCUUACAGGUGUCCAAGAUCCGAAGACGGAGCCAGGCUGGCAGAGCAGGACUCCGAGAGAAGGACCAGCUUUUGGCCAUCAAUGGGGUCUCCUGUACCAGCCUCUCUCAUGCCAGUGCCAUGAGCCUCAUCGAUGCCUCAGGGAAUCAGCUUGUCCUCACCGUGCACCGGGUAGAGGACGAGGGGCCUGUGAGAUCUCCAUCCCCUGGUGAGCGUCAGGCACUGUCACCCUUAUCUCCUCUGAGUCCUGAGCCCCCUGGUGCUCCAGUUCCCCAGCCUCUUCAGCCCGGAAGCCUGCUCUCACCCCCUGACAGUGAGGCUUACUAUGGAGAGACAGACAGUGAUGCUGAUGGCCCAGCCACCCAGGAAAAGCCCCGCCGACCCCGUCGCCGAGGCCCCACAAGGCCCACCCCUCCAGGAGCCCCACCUGAUGAGGUCUACCUGUCUGACAGCCCUGCGGAGCCAGCACCUGCUGUCCUUGGCCCUCCCAGCCAGGGUGACAGCCGCGUGAGCUCCCCAUCUUGGGAGGACGGGACGACUAUUCAGCCAUCCCCAGCUGAGGCCCUGCUGUUGCCACGUGGUCCCCUCCGGCCUGGCCCCAAUCUCAUCCCUAUGGUGGGGCCUGUUCCCCACCCGGUGGCAGAAGAUCUUACUACCACUUAUGCCCAGAAGGCCAAACAAGCCAAACUGCAACGGGCAGAGAGCCUCCAAGAGAGGAGCGUGAAGGAGGCCAAGACGAAAUGUCGGACAAUUGCAUCCCUGCUAACCGCAGCCCCCAACCCCCACUCCAAGGGGGUGCUGAUGUUUAAGAAACGUCGGCAGAGAGCCAAGAAGUACACCCUAGUGAGCUUUGGGGCUGCGGCUGGGACAGGCGCUGAAGAGGAAGAGGACGGUGUCCCUCCGACUAGUGAGUCUGAGCUGGACGAGGAGGCCUUCUCAGACGCUCGCAGCCUCACCAACCAGCCCGACUGGGACAGCCCCUACCUGGACAUGGAGCUGGCAAGGCCAGGCUCAAAAGCGGCAGAGGGCCAGGGCCCGGGGCUGGGAGGGCAGCUGACUGAGGCCUCUGGGCGAGGGGCCCAACUCUUUGAACAGCAGCGCCAGCGCGCAGCCUCCAGCACCCUGGAGCUGGCCCGGGAUGGUCCAGCAGCCAUGCUCAACGGGCAGGGCCUGCAGUCACCACCUAGGGCACAAAGUGCUCCCCCGGAGGCGGCUAUGCUCCCCCCCAGCCCUUCGCCGGCCCCUGUAGCCAGCCCCAGACCUUUCCUUCCUGGCGGUGGAGCCUCUACCCCAGCCCCAAGCAUCUUUAACCGGUCAGCCAGGCCCUUUACCCCGGGCUUACAAGGCCAGCAGCGGCCAGGUACCACCUCGGUUAUUUUCCGACCCCUAGCUCCCAAGAGGGCAAAUGAAAGCCUGGGAGGCCUGAGCCCCGCCCCACCGCCUUUCCAGUUCUCUCAGCAGGGGACCACUCCUCUGCCCAGCUUCACGUCAGGGGUUCCCAGCCACGUGCCAGCCUCGGGUUCCCGCAGCACUUCACGCUCCUCGGGCUCCGUGACGGCCACCAGCUCCCUAUACAUCCCAGCCCCCAAUCGUCCCGUGACGCCAGGCGGAGCCCCAGAGCCCCCCGCCCUCUCUAGCGGAGCUGCCAAGACCUCCACCGCUUCUAUCUUCCUGUCCGCGCCUCUGCGACCCGCUGCGCGCCCUGAGGCGCCCGCCCCUGGCCCCGCGGCCCCUGAGCCCCCCAGCGCUCGGGAGCAGCGCAUCUCUGUGCCAGCUGCUCGCACCGGCAUCCUCCAGGAGGCCCGGCGUCGGGGGACCCGGAAGCAGAUGUUUCGGCCUGGAAAUGAGGAGACGAAGAACUCGCCCAACCCAGAGCUGCUAUCGUUGGUGCAGAACCUGGAUGAAAAACCCCGGGCUGCGGGCGCUGAAUCUGGUCCAGAGGAGGAUGCUCUGAGCCUCGGGGCUGAAGCCUGCAACUUCAUGCAGCCACCAGGGGGCAGGAGUUACAAGACGUUGCCUCACGUGACACCUAAAACCCCGCCUCCAAUUGCACCCAAGACCCCACCCCCUAUGACUCCUAAGACUCCACCCCCAGUGGCUCCUAAGCCCCCAUCUCGAGGGUUCCUCGAUGGGCUAGUGAAUGGGGCUGCCCCUUCAGCUGGAAUCCCUGAACCACCAAGGCUUCAGGGCAGGGGUGGGGAGCUGUUUGCCAAGCGGCAGAGCCGAGCAGACAGGUAUGUGGUGGAAGCUACACCUGGUCCUGGCCUUGGCCUUGGGCCCAGAAGCCCUUCUCCUACCCCCUCAUUGCCCUCUUCCUGGAAAUAUUCACCCAACAUCCGUGCCCCACCUCCUAUUGCUUACAACCCACUGCUCUCACCCUUUUUCCCCCAAGCUGCCCGAACUCUCCCUAAUAAAGCCCAAUCCCAAGGGCCUAGGGCAACCCCCAAGCAGGGCAUCAAGGCUCUGGAUUUCAUGCGGCACCAGCCCUACCAACUUAAAACUGCCAUGUUCUGUUUUGAUGAGGUUCCCCAGACUCCUGGACCCACCUCCUCAGGGCCUCCCAAAACUGCCCGAGUCCAGGAGAUCCGCCGAUUUUCCACUCCAGCACCCCAGCCCACUGCAGAACCCCUGGCCCCCACUGUGCUUGCCCCCCGAGCAGCCACUACAUUGGAUGAGCCUAUCUGGAGGGCAGAGCUGGCAUCAGCCCCUGUCCUUAGCCCAGCCCCUCCUCUGGAGUCUCCCAGGGGUCUUGGUACCUCUCCCAGCUCCUGUGGCUUCCAGGUAGCCAGGCCCCGGUUCUCAGCUACCAGAACAGGAUUGCAGGCUCAUGUAUGGAGGCCUGGGGCAGGUCACCACUGAGCAGGACACAGCUCCCAGGACCAAGGGGUGGUGGAACAUCCAGUUCCUAAAGUUGCUUCUCCUACCUAUCCCACCCCCACUCUCAGGCAUCUGGAGGCUAAAUUGCCUCCUGCCAGAGAUAGUUUUGGAGUUGGUGUCCCAUCCCCCAGCUUCCUCCUGGCUCCCAGUCUCCCUGCUGUUUUCCAACCUAUGAUCUCUGCUUUGGUGUCUGUGCUUCUCUUUUUCUCUAUAGUUCCUUGCCUGGAUCUCUGUCUUUAUCUCUAGGUCUCUCCACCUACACUCCUCCACUGGUCUUUAUUUCUCUAUAUUUGUGUUUUUUUCUCUGUGGGUCUCAUUUUAACAUUCAGUGAGAAACACACAGAUGUUAUCACUGAGACCUCAGACAAGAAGCUCACCAUCAGACAGGCAGCAAAGGGACUGAACUGACCCCUGUUUGCGUUAAGUUGCUCGCUGCUCCUCGUUCUUUUUCCCAAGCUUGGUUGGCUAUACCUAGGUGCGUGUGUGUACGUGUGUGUGUGUGUGUACAAGUGUGUGCAUGUGCACAGAUGUGCUCUUCUGGGCAAGAACAAGAGGAGAGGUAGAGACCCAAUCUGGGUUUUGCCCUUGUACUGAUGGAAGAAGGGUCAGCUGUCCCCACAUGGAUUGCCUGGUGGGGAGAAAGAUUCACUAGAGUUAAAGACCAUCAUCUGUAGCAGAUGUAGAGCAUUUUGUGAAACUCAUGGAGGAUGAGGAGACUUGAAGGGCCAGGGCAGUUUGUAUGGGUUGAGUUACACCAGCUAGACCAGGAACAGAACUAAGAAUGCUGUUCCUCAGGAUUUCAGAAAGUUAGCAACUCAAGAGGCCCAUGCUGAGCAACAAAGCAUCCAGGAAGUGAAAAAAAAAAAAUUUCCUCUGAGAAUAAACAAAUCAUUGGCUUUAUUGUCCCAUGACUCUAAGCUAGAAAGGAAGGUGACUAGAGCCAUGAUGUGGAAAGUGAGGUAGAAACCAGGAGCAGACCAGAAGUGAAUGACAUUGAUUGGGCCACAGAGAGGAACAUGGUGAGGGAGAGUGCAGUGUUGGCAGAGUAAAAUUGGGGAAUAAGAAACCAACUGUGUACACAAGGAGAGUUGGGGGAAAUUUUGAGGGAGAAGAAUGUAUUUGUUAGAGUGAAGGGGGAUGAUGGUGGAGGGAUGUGUGUGUGCCGAGUGUUGAGAGAACGGGUGGUAUCUGUGCUGCCUCCCUUGAGUCUGUCCCUCUGUCUUCUGCAGCUUGUCAUAACUACCUGGGAAAGGGCAAGGAAGCAGCCAGAGCCAAAAACCUCUUUUUAAGUUCUACCCCAUCCCUCAAACCCUAGCUCGUGUUCCUUUCCAGCUUCAGGUCCUGAUCACUGACCCUAGAGGGGUCCGGACUCCCCUAGAGGGAUCCGGACUCCCCUCUCACCAUGGCCACCACCAGUCACGUUUGUUGCUUGAUCUGGAAAUUGAUCAUUUCCUUUGCAUACCGGGUGUGAGUCAUAGUACUUUGGUUUGUGCACAAGAAUAAACUUAUGCUCC